This is a messenger RNA of Rhagoletis zephyria (snowberry fruit fly), 2029 nucleotides long. RefSeq names its product CWC25 spliceosome associated protein homolog (gene Cwc25). Gene Ontology annotation, cellular component: U2-type spliceosomal complex. Gene Ontology annotation, biological process: mRNA splicing, via spliceosome. NCBI's taxonomy places the organism in Eukaryota, Metazoa, Arthropoda, Insecta, Diptera, Tephritidae. The record is from RefSeq and is a predicted model, not a curated record.
CAACUUUGUGAAUCCUGAGGGAAUCAGCUGAUUUGUAUAGCCCAGCUCGUCAGCUGUGGUUUUUUUAUCAAGAAUAAAUGUUUUUGGUUAAAAAUAGUGAAUUAUAGAAAAUUCAACAAAGUAUUAUACAAAGCCGUACAUAACGUCGGACGUACUCAGCCAGCUGACUACCAGGGAUUCAAGUAUAUACCUAUUUUAAAGCUCAAGAACUAUGGGUGGCGGGGACUUGAAUUUAAAGAAGUCGUGGCAUCCGCACACCAUGAAAAACCAGGAGAAGGUCUGGAAAGCGGAACAAGCAAAGUCCCAAGAAGACAAGAAACUCAAAGACUUACGCAGAGAAAUAGAGGAAGAAAAAACACGUGAGGAGCUUAAGCAUAUCGGUCGUAGUUCUGGCAUACUUCCACAAGAAGACAAAAAAUUGGAAUGGAUGUAUAAAAGUAGUACUGAUCUUAUAAAUCGUGAAGAAUACCUACUUGGUAGAACCAUUGACAAAUCUUUUGAAAUGCUGCAAGCAGAAGAGCAACGAAAGGAUCAAAAUAUCGUUGGUGUAAAGCAAUCUAUAAAUCAUGUUGAACACGAGUGUAUACCCUUUUCAAUACGUGCAUAUCGAAAUAUGGAAUCAACGGAGCAAGUUGAUUUGCAGCGUAAAGUCAUGGAAGAUCCUCUAAUGCUAAUAAGGCAACGCGAAAUGGAAUCAAGAAAAAAAAUUUUGGAAAAUCCUGUAAAAUUAAAAGAAUUACAUCGAAUACUCAAAAGUGAUCAGUUGCUCAAAAAAUCUAAAAAGGUAAAAAAGUCCAAGAAACUAAAGAAAAAACACAAAAAGCGUUGUAAAUCAUCAACGGAUGGAGAAACAUCUGGUUCCGACUCAGAUAGCGAUACUGCAAAGGAUUUAGAUAAAGAGUUAGCUAAAAAAUAUAAAAAACUGAAUAAAGGAGAAGAGUUUUCGGGCUUAAAUCUAUCGAAAUUGUUAGAUGCAAAGUUUGAAACUAUCACAAAAGAGUUGGAUAAAGCAGCAGGAAGUAAGCGUAAGAAAGAUCACCGAAAUCGCUCAAUAAGCAGUGAUAGUGACCACCGUAGUAAGAGAAAAAGCCGUUCAAGAGAUCGAGGAGGAAGAGAGCGUGAAAAUUAUCAUAACAAAAAUUAUAGCAAACAGCGAAAAUUCAGAAACUCGCGUUCAAGAUCCCCGAAGGACUAUCAUCAACGCCGGCGUUCUGACGCUCGUUCACCUGCAGAACCGCGUAAACGACAAUACUCUACUUCACCCUCCAUAGAGAAGGAAGUAAGUAAAGCCGCAGGAAGUAGACAUGCUACUAAAAAUAAGCGUUCAAGUCGUUCAAAAAGUAAGGAUCGAAGUGACACUCGUAAAAACAGGAAUCGUUCGGGUGAUCGGGAAAGAAGAACAAGAGCACAAGAUUAUAAAAAGUAUGAAGGACAACAAAAUCAAAGGUCCCGAUCGAGAUCACCCAAAAACCAUAAAAGCCGACGGCGUUCACCAACGCAAUCACCCAAAGAAUCACGAAGGGGAGGCCGCACAAAAUCCCGAUCACCACAACGCCGCCCAAGAUCAAGGGACCGUAACGAAAAUAACUCACGACAUGCUCGGUCUAGUGAAAGUAAAAGCGGAAGCUCACAAAAUAAGUUAAGCGAUGCGGAAAAAGAAGCACGCCUGCGUGAAAUGAUGGAAAACGCUAGUUGGCGGGAAGAAGACCGCGUCAAAACGGUGCAAAAGCACCGCGAUGCAAAUGCCCGCGAAGAAGAGCACUACAAAAAGCAGGAAUUUGAUAAAGAAUUCAUUAACAAGGAAGUUAAAAAAGCUAUUGCCAAUCAAUCAUCCGUUGGGUCACGAAUACGUUCAAACUUGAACAAUAUCCAACGCACCUCUGCCGCUAUGAACUCAAAUUUUACGAGAAAGUAGAUUAGAUUGGCAUAUUCUGAUAAUUUGGAAUUUUUUUGUAAUUAUAAGCAAUGCUUUACAUAACAGCAAUUUAUACGUAAUCAAAAGUAUAAAGGUUUUAAUACUUACUUUUAA